AUGGAGAUGAACACCGAUGAGAACACUCUUCACCAACUAGAAGAUGAGCUACACACGCGCAUCUACCCCGGCACUGAAAUCAUGUCAGAUGUCGGAUCCGUUCACUUCAUCUCAGAUCAUUCGCGUGUCCUCGUCCCGCAGCCUUCUGCCGACCCUCACGACCCACUCAACUGGUCACCCUUCUGGAAAGCCAGUGCAAUGGGUCUGGCCACGGCUGUGAGCUUCGCACAAGGAUUUGGACCUUUGGCAUUAGCGCCCAUGUUUCCGCAGCUCAUGGAGGCGUAUGAUGCGAGUUUGGCGGAAGUGGUGCAAUUCACGGGUGUGUGUAUCUUGGUUUUGGGGUUUAGCAACUUUUUCUGGGUACCAAUUCAGACAGCUUUCGGCAGACGACCAGUGCUGAUCUUCUCGACGCUUGUAUGUCUUGUGAGCAAUAUCUGGAGAGCCGAAGCGAAGACUUAUGGAAGCUACAUGGGAGCAUGUGUCUUAAAUGGGUUCGGAGCCGGACCAGCAGAAACAGCUCAACCUCAGAUCACCGCAGAUGUGACGUUUUUGCAUGAGCGAGGAGCCUGGAAUACGUUGUACUUCACCUUCUACUUCGGCUCUCUCAUGGUCGGACCCAUCGUCGCAGGUCCAAUGACGGAACACGUUGGCUGGCGCAGUUUUUGGUGGCUCAACGUCGGCCUCCUAGGCAUUGUCCUCAUCCUUCUCAUCUUCCUCUUCCCAGAAACGAAAUGGCACCGUCAGCACCCUCGAGAACUACUCAGACAAUCGAUCGAUGCCGGCAAUCCAAUCGCACUCGACGACAAAGCAACCGCCACAACCAUCGAACAACGCGACGGAGAGAAACAGACCCCCAACAACACCCUCACCCAAACCCCAACAGCCCAACGCGAUCCGCAUCUCCACCACGGCACCCCCUCCAAACAACAAUUCAAACUCUUCCAACCAAACUCCCACCCCCUGCGCGCCAUCAUCCUCGACCUCUGGAUCCCUAUCAAACUGCACAUCUACCCCAUCAUUGAAUUCGCCGCCUUCGUCGUCUCCUGGUCCGCAUCCUCCUUCCUCACCAUAAACCUUACACAAUCCCAAGCCUUCUCCGCCCCACCAUACAACUACUCCGCACAGACAAUCGGAUUCUUCAAUUUUGCCAUCUUGGUCGGUGCGAUCAUCGGGUUGUUCAGUAAUGGGUGGUUGAGCGAUUGGUUCGCUGCACGGCUGACGAAGCGAAAUCGAGGCGUAAGGGAGCCGGAGAUGAGAUUGCCGACGUUAUUGCCGUAUGUUCUCAUUAUGUUGUUGGGGAACUUUGUCGUCGCAUUUGGAUGCCAGUAUAAGUGGCGGUGGGAAAUCAUUGUGUUGAUUGGGUAUACCUGUGCGGGUAUUCAGGUUGCUGCAAUUCCGGCCAUUGCUACGACGUACGCGGUUGAUAGCUACAAGCCAGUUGCGGGGAGUAUCAUGGUGACCAUUACUGUUAACAAGAAUGUCUGGGGGUAUGGGUUCAGUAAAUUCAUUACGCCGUGGGUUGAGGAGGCAGGAUUUGUGCCGCCAAUUAUGUUGAAUAUGUGUUUGAUCUUUCUGUGGUGCUCGUUUGGACUGGUGUUCUACAUCUUUGGGAAGAGGCUGAGAGGGUUGACGGCGAAAAGCAGUGUGCAUGAGAUGUGA
Molecule: messenger RNA, 1659 nt
Organism: Lithohypha guttulata
Lineage: Eukaryota; Fungi; Ascomycota; Eurotiomycetes; Chaetothyriales; Trichomeriaceae
Exons: 3
Coding region: 1-1659 (552 amino acids)
Biological process (GO): transmembrane transport
Cellular component (GO): plasma membrane
Molecular function (GO): transmembrane transporter activity
Source: RefSeq, a predicted model, not a curated record